AAAGACCUCCCUCGGUUACAAGUAUUCCCAAAUCCCAAUUAUAAUUUUUUUUUUUUUUUGUUUUAUAAAAAAUAUAUAGUUGCACAAUUUUUAUAAAUAAUACAGCCUUGCCGGCUUCCUCAUUUUCUCUCUCUUUAAGAAGAAACACAAUAAAACAGAGAAAGAAAAUCAAAGGGAAAGGAAAUUCCGGAGUAGAACCAAAACACAGAAAACAAACAAGAGCAAGAACAGCCAGAACAAGAAUGAGUUAUUACAACCAGCAGCAACCUCCUGUUGGUGUUCCUCCUCCACAAGGUUAUCCACCGGAAGGAUAUGCCAAAGACGCUUAUCCACCACCGGGAUAUCCUCCACAGGGAUAUCCUCAGGGUUAUCCUCCUCAAGGAUAUCCUCCACAAGGAUAUCCUCCGCCGUACGCUCCUCAGUACGCUCAGCCUCCUCCUCCUCAACAGCAAAGCGGUAGCAGUGGUUUCAUGGAAGGCUGUUUGGCUGCUCUCUGCUGUUGCUGUCUUCUGGAUGCCUGCUUCUGAUCAUGAAAAUUCAACACUCCAUCAUUAAUCCAAGAUUGAAGUCUGGUCGUCAGAUGGGGCGGCGUACAAAAUCUUAAAAUUUGCCAUUAGUUUUACAUUCUGUGUCUGGUUCUAUUUCUGUUUUCUUUCAUUGUACUUUUUUUUAUGUUUAAUUCGAUGAUCAAUAUUGUAUGAAACUUUGGCAUUGAAGGGUACAUUUCAUUUUCCUUGAAAUUUCUCAUAUGGGUUUCAUUUACAAUUUAUGAGAAUAUGAAUCAAAGUCAAAAACACAUUUCGGGUGUUA
Ziziphus jujuba (common jujube) is the source of this 810-nucleotide messenger RNA. RefSeq names its product cysteine-rich and transmembrane domain-containing protein WIH2. NCBI's taxonomy places the organism in Eukaryota, Viridiplantae, Streptophyta, Magnoliopsida, Rosales, Rhamnaceae. Bases 243 to 527 code for a protein of 94 amino acids. The transcript is spliced from 3 exons. The record is from RefSeq and is a predicted model, not a curated record. Gene Ontology annotation, cellular component: plasma membrane.